Molecule: messenger RNA, 3625 nt
Organism: Ruditapes philippinarum (Manila clam)
Lineage: Eukaryota; Metazoa; Mollusca; Bivalvia; Venerida; Veneridae
Exons: 2
Coding region: 983-3625 (880 amino acids)
Molecular function (GO): zinc ion binding; nucleic acid binding
Source: RefSeq, a predicted model, not a curated record
AUCUGAAAAUACAUUUUCUUCACGUACCAUUUUAUUCGAUAGAAAAAUGGAAUAAUAUGAAAGGGCAUCCUAAUCCGGAAAUAUUUAAAGCUGAUGAUAAAAGUUUAUCAGAUGAUAUAUCAACAAUCAACAAUUUCAUCGAUGAAUUGAAUGAAGUUACGGGUGGAUUUUCACCAAAAUUCAAUCAAGAUCUCGUUAGAAGCCGCAAAGCGAAGAACCGCAAAGGAAGAUACUCGCUGAAUUUUAACCUCUUAACGGAUGGCAUUCAUCCAUCUUCUAGAUUGGCGAAGUCGUGGUUGAAGUCAUUGUGUAGAGUUAUAGCGCGUGACUGUUUGUGAACAUCAGCAAUUGGUACAUUGUAUGCAGGCAGGGAUUGCCCAGCCACAUACGUUGUUCAUCUACAUAGUUGACUAUUUGAACUCUUUAAGUAUUUGUUGGAAUUCCAUUUUUGAAAUUUACGUUAAGUGUUAUUAGUGUGUAAUUCAUGCAAACAGUGUUAUACAGAUAACAAAGGCAUAUCUGUAUAUUUUUGUAGGCAGGGAAAGCCCAGCCACAUAUGUUUACUGAUACAGUGUAGGACUUUUCAUCACUUUGAUUUAAUAGCUUUAUUAAUAUUCAUUUUUGAAUAGUGCAUAUUGUGUUCUUUAGGGUUAAUAGCUUAUUCAUUUUUAAAUAGUGCAUAUUGUGUUCUUUAAGGUUAAUAGCUUAUUCAUCUUAAAAUAGUGUAUAUUGUGUUCUUUAAGGUUAAUAGCUUAUUCAUCUUAAAUUGUGCAUAUUGUGUUCUUUAGGGUUAAUAGCUUAUUCAUUUUUGAAUAUUGCAUAUUGUGUUCUUUAAGGUUUAUAACAGGUACAUAGAAAUGUAGGCAGGGAAAGCCCAGCCACACUUUUACAAUCAAUUCGUUAAUUGAAAUUAAUCAUUAAGUCAGUGUUCGCUUUUCAACAGGGGUUAAAUUUUCUGUUAAGAUUAGGGCAUUUAAUCAAAAUGUCUGAAGGUGAAUCAUUUGAUGGUAAUUUGGUGAAUAAUAAUGAAACUAAAACUCUGACUGACACUUUGGAAUUAUGCUCGAGUUCAAGGGAACGGAACUUAACAGAGAAAGGCAUGCAAUACCGAGCAGAAUUAAAUGAAAAGGCUUUCAAGUCGUGUAUAUCCGAUUGGCGUAGACAAUCUGUUCAGGUUUCUAUUACUAUUUCAGAUGUUUCUGAUGUUAAGGUAUUGCGCGAUGAAAGGUCAAAUCUUGAAAAUAGAUUUAAAGCAUUAUGCUCUUCUUUAGAAGCGUUAAAAGGUUUAAAUGGAAAUGUUGAAUUUUUAACAUCUUACAAUCAGUCAUUUGAAAAGAUAGAGAUGGAACAUCAGCAAAUUAUGUGUAGAAUUUCUGAGCGAAUUUCUGAACUCAGAGUAGACGAUGAUUUGCAUUCUGUGCGUUCUUCUAAAAGUAGUAAAUCGCACCGAUCACAUAAUUCUACCAGUAUUAAAUCGCACCGAUCAUAUAAUUCUACCAGUAGUAGACAUUCACAUCCAGCAGUUGAAGCAGCUGCUUUAAAAGCAAAAUUAAAAUACAUUGAUAUGGAAGCUAAGUCUCGGGCCCAUUUAGAAAAAAUUUCAACAAUCAAAAAGUUAGAAAUGGUUAAGGCAAGGUUAGAGACUUUAGAUAAUUUGUACGAAAAACAACACUUUGAUUUUGAGGAAGAACUGAAGCAACCAUUAUCAUUCAAAACUGAACAAGAUAGUACACAGUAUGUUCAAGAUUAUGUUGACACACAUUCGCACCUUUACAAUAAAAGCACUCCAGAUAAACAUCUGACUAGUCAAAUUUCAGAUACUGAAGGUCAUUCUAAAAUUGAAACUGGUCAUACCCCACCCACUCAUUCAAACCCUGCUGUUUUAUUAAAUCCUGCUGCAGAUUCCUUUAGGCCUAGAGAUUCAAUGCAAAACACUAUGCCAUCAAAUACUAUAGUUACUUCCCUUGAUAAAAAACUAGCUAUACCAGAAAUUUCGUCUUUGGAUGGUCAAGGUCAUGACAUCACAGGGAAUUAUAAGGUUUUGGCACCUGUUGAACAUGGUUUUGUAGAACUUGCAAAAUCUUUAGCUGAACAAGUUAGUUUAAAUAGAUUGCCCCCACCUGAACCUGGUAUAUUCUUUGGGGAUCCUUUGAAAUACCCUGCAUGGAAAGUUGCCUUUCAGACACUUGUUGAAGAACGUCAUAUUUCGUCUUCAGAAAAAAUUCAUUAUCUUAAGAGAUAUAUUGGUGGCCCAGUUAAAGAGGUGGUUGAGAACUACUUUCUGUUGACUUCUAGUGAUUCUUAUGAUGAGGCGAAAAGACUUCUUGAAGAGCGAUAUGGUGACCCCUUUAUCUUGGCUAAUGCGUUUCGUGACAAAUUAGAAAGAUGGCCCAAGGUAGCUGCGAGGGAUGGCCAAGGUCUUCGAAGGUUUUCAGAUUUUUUACGACAGUGUGAAACUGCGAUGCGUAGUAUUAGUAGUCUCAGUUGUCUUGAUGAUGAUAGAGAAAACAGAAAGUUGUUAGUAAAACUUCCAGAGUGGGUUGUAACACGUUGGAAUCGUUCUGUUGUUCAGUGGAAAGAUAGGUUUGGGUCAUUUCCUCCCUUUUCUGAGUUUGUAAAGUUUAUUGCUAGUGAGGCCAAGGUUGCAUGCGAUCCAGUGACAUCUUUGCAAUCUUUGAAAGGAGAUCAACAACGCUCUGAACCAGAUCAUUUAAAUAGGCGUUAUAAGCACGAAGAGUUGAGAAAGCCUGUCAGAAGUCAUUCUUAUUUGACUGAAACUAGGUCUAAGCCUCCUUCUAGUGUUUCACAAUCAGUUAAGGUUAUUUGUCAUUUCUGUAAAAGAAAUCAUGAUUUGGAUGAUUGCUUUCUUUUUCUUGCUAAGUCUAUAGAAGAAAGAAAGACCUUUGUAAAAGAGAAUAGUUUGUGCUUUUCUUGUUUCAAACCUGGUCAUAUUUCGAGGAACUGUAAACAGAGAAAACAAUGCAAAACUUGUUCAAAAUAUCACCCGUCUUCUCUACAUGGUGAUUUGCAGAAACAAAAUGUAGUUUCUAGUAGUUCAGUGGGCAAUACUAGUACCAAAUCAGUGAUAAAGACCGAACCACAACCUCCUGUACCAAAUACCUCUGUCACUGUCAAAUCUCUUUCAAAUGCGUCUUUUAUGAGUGAUACCAAAUCUAGUCUUAAGUGUUCAAUGAUAGUGCCAGUAUAUGUGUCUCAGCAAGAUAAUCCUAAAGAAAGGCUUGUGUAUGCUCUUCUUGACACUCAGUCAGAUACGACAUUCAUACUCGAUGAUACAUGUCAAGAACUUGGCAUUGACGGUGUAGAAACCAAGCUUUUGCUUUCUACUAUGCAUGCGGAAAACCGUACUGUCACUACAAGGCGGAUUAAGAAUUUAGUUGUGCGUGCCUUUGAUAGUGAUUUGCGUUUGGAGAUUCCUAAUGCGUAUACGCGAAACAUAAUGCCAGCCAAUCGAUCACAUAUUCCAUCACCUCAGAUAGCCAGGAAGUGGCCAUAUUUGGAACACAUUGCGGACAAAUUGAUGCCUGUAAGUGAUUGCGAAGUAGGACUUCUUAUUGGCUACGAUUGUUCAAGAGCACUCUCCCACGUGAGAUUAUUGCCCAGUUGA